Neoarius graeffei (lesser salmon catfish) is the source of this 2164-nucleotide messenger RNA. RefSeq names its product leucine rich repeat containing 40 (gene lrrc40). The transcript is spliced from 15 exons. The coding region runs from base 81 to 1886 and encodes 601 amino acids. Gene Ontology annotation, molecular function: protein binding. NCBI's taxonomy places the organism in Eukaryota, Metazoa, Chordata, Actinopteri, Siluriformes, Ariidae. The record is from RefSeq and is a predicted model, not a curated record.
CACACGCUGGUUUCAGGCAGUGUGCUGCUCUACAGGUGUGUUUUAUUAUUUGGCUGUAAAUCAGUAAUAGUGUGUGUUUCAUGUCUCGGUUGAAGAGAGGAGCUGUAGCUGACCCUCGGGCCGGGUUCCGACAGGAGACACAGGAAUGUCCGGUACCGAGUGGGCUGCUGAAGAGCGCCAGGAAAAGCGGACAACUCAACCUGUCCGGCCGCGGCCUCACUCACGUUCCUCAGAGUGUGUGGAGGAUAAACGUGGACCCUCCAGAAGAAGCUCGGCAGAAUCUGUCCUUCAGUGCAGCAGAACGAUGGUGGGAGCAGACUGAUCUCAUCAAACUCCUCCUCUCCUCCAACAAACUCCAGACAAUCUCCGAAGACAUCAAACUUCUGCCUGCACUUGUGGUUUUAGAUGUUCAUGACAACCAGCUCACUGCGCUGCCGGCAUCUAUUGGCGAGCUGGAACAGUUACAGAAACUCAUCCUGAGUCAUAAUAAGUUGACAGAGCUGCCCACGGAGCUUUGGAGCCUGACAAACCUUCGAUGUCUCCAUCUGCAGCAGAACCUGCUCGAACAGCUGCCUGCAGACUUGGGCCAGUUGUGCCACUUAGAGGAUCUUGAUGUUUCCAACAACAAAUUAAUGGCUGUACCAGACAGCCUGGCAGAGCUCGGCAACCUCAUAAAACUGAAUCUGUCCUUCAACAAUCUGAAGAGCCUGCCGCCUGCAGUCAGCGGAAUGAAGAACUUGAGAAUGCUGGACUGCUCUCGAAAUCAGUUGGAGAGCGUGCCGCCUGUCCUGGCACAGAUGGCAUCUCUCGAGCAGCUGUACUUGAGGCACAACAAACUGCGCUUCCUCCCGGAGCUGCCUUCCUGCAAAACACUCAAGGAGCUUCACUGUGGGAAUAAUCAGAUCGAGGUAUUGGAGGCAAAUCAUCUAAAACAUCUGAGUGCUCUGAGUGUUUUGGAGCUGAGAGAUAACAAGGUGAAGAGUCUUCCUGAGGAAAUAACUGCACUACAAGGCCUGGAGCGCCUGGAUCUUACCAACAAUGACAUUAGCAGUGUACCCUGUGGUCUUGGAACUUUGCCGAAGCUGAAGUCUCUGGCUCUGGAGGGCAAUCCUUUGAGGACGAUCCGCAGAGAGAUUCUCACCAAAGGCACCAGUGAACUCCUGAAAUAUCUUCGAAGUCGAAUCCAAGAGCAGCCGGAUGGGAAAGCUAAAGAGGAGCCGAGCACAGCGAUGACUCUCCCGAGCCAGGCCAGGAUUAAUGUGCAUGCCAUCAAAACACUGAAGACAUUAGACUACAGUGAAAAACAAGAGCCAUUUAUACCUGAUGACGUGUUUGAUGCAGUCAGUAACAGUCAUGUUACAAAUGUGAACUUCAGCAAAAACCAGCUGACUGCUGUACCGCCCAGGAUCGUGGAGCUGAGAGACACUCUAGCAGAUAUCAAUCUCGGAUUUAAUAAGCUUUCAUCCGUUCCUCUUGAAUUUUCCAAACUACAGCAGCUUGUGCACAUAGACCUCAGAAAUAAUCUGUUGACGUCGCUGCCAGUAGAACUGGAGGCUCUCACCAAGCUGCGGAGCAUCAUCUUGUCAUUUAAUAAAUUUAAGAGUUUCCCGGAUGUGCUGUACAGCAUCUUAACCCUGGAGACGAUUUUAAUAAGCAACAAUCAAGUCGGAGCCAUUGAUCCUGUGCGGCUGAAGCUGCUCGACAGGUUGUCCACUCUGGAUCUGCAGAAUAAUGACAUCAUGCAGGUGCCACCAGAACUGGGUAACUGUACCAGCCUGAGGGCUCUGAUGCUGGAUGGGAACCCUUUCCGUAACCCAAGAGCUGCGAUUGUAGCUAAAGGAACAGACGCACUUCUUGAGUAUCUCCGAAGUCGCAUUCCUACAUGAGUUCAGCGUUUUACAGGGCUGAGCUCCCAUCACUGCCAUGCAAUUAAAGCACUAUAAGACUCGUUCUGCAGACAAGACACAACACUUCUCUGCCAUAAACUUGGAGUAACUCGGUGUUUGUUCUCCUAAAGUCUCAUUGUCUUAAUUGGGAAAUUCACAGAAAUCAUUUGUUCGAACCUCUGCAGUGAUCUAGUGCACACACUCAUUGUCUCAAUCAUCUCUUAUCACCUUGUAUUUGCUGACCAUCUUUACAAUAAAAAGCACUGCGUUUGCAUUUA